Molecule: messenger RNA, 578 nt
Organism: Rhizophagus irregularis DAOM 181602=DAOM 197198
Lineage: Eukaryota; Fungi; Glomeromycota; Glomeromycetes; Glomerales; Glomeraceae
Source: RefSeq, a predicted model, not a curated record
AUGGCAAAAUGUGGAGUACUUGAGAACUACUAUGGUGACGAAGUUCUAUAUUCCAAUCAAAUCAAUGCAAUUAGUUCAUUGGAUAUAACCAUAGAUUGUCUAAUGCAUAUGUUAGUUUAUAUUCGUGAAUCAAAUAUUAAUGAGGUAUUUUCUCCUGUUGUUCCUGAAGAUAUACCUAUGAGACGUUUACUAGAAGUGGAAGAAAACCAUCUUUAUCUUACUAUCAAGAUCGUGAUCAUUAAAGAAUUCAAUAAUUAUCAAGGAUCCAAUUUUUGUGAUUAUCAAUAUUCACUUUCUAAUGUAUAUGAAUAUAGGAUUCUGAAAAGUGUAACCUACUGGAAUUUUAAGGAUAUUAUUUUUCAAACUUUAAACGUUCUUUCGGGGACAAAUACGAUUUUAGAUCUUUGUGAAUCGUCAAAAUAAGACCAUUCGACCUGAUUCUCCAAUACCAGAUCUUAUUUCAAUAUUAUUAAAUAAAUUUGAUUUCUCUCUAUUUAAAAUCUUUAUUAUGAUAUAUGAAUCCUUACUUUAUUACACUGAAUAGGUAUAGAGGAUAUUCAUAGAAAAUUCACUUCUCG